This is a messenger RNA of Daldinia childiae, 1185 nucleotides long. Its product is annotated as SPRY domain-containing protein. The transcript has a single exon. Bases 1 to 1185 code for a protein of 394 amino acids. NCBI's taxonomy places the organism in Eukaryota, Fungi, Ascomycota, Sordariomycetes, Xylariales, Hypoxylaceae. The record is from RefSeq and is a predicted model, not a curated record.
AUGUGUUUCGGAAGUAAAGACAAAACCAACGACCCAGCUCCUAAGCCGGCCCCGGUCCCUCAAUCAUCAUCCACCAUCGCCGCCAAUCCCAAAGCCAGCAUGCCGCAGGACUACGCGCCGCCUCCCGGACCCCCGCCGUCUCACGGGCAAGGUCAAUCCCAGUCAUCUCCCUACUACUACGCUCCCCCGGCCGGCCCACCUCCAUCUCAUCAUCAUCAUCAUCAUCAUCAGGAAGAGUACGCACCUCCCCCCGGCCCGCCCCCCUCAGACACAAAGAACAACCCAUUCCUCACCACGGGCACGGAAUACGCGCCUCCGCCCGGCCCGCCACCAUCCCACGGCGACUCCAAAACCCACGACUGGCAGACCGCCGUCCCAGACACCUCCCUCCUGCCGCCCCCUCCCAAUUUCUUCAGCGGCUUCGACCGCUCGCCCGCGAACAACGCCACCGAGGAAGAAUGCGAAGCCGGCGAGUCCUGGUGCGCGCAGUACCCGCUCUACGCCCCUAUGCCUCUAAACCCGCCCGCCGAGGCCGCCGCGCGCACCGGCGCCAUCGCCAUGUACGCGCCCCCCGCGUUCGCCGGCGCCCUAGCCCACGUGCGGCCGGGGGUAUGGACCGCGUCGUCUCCGCGCGGCGCCCGCGACACCUGUCUGGCGACGUAUCCGCCGCUGUACCACGCCGCGGCGCACAGCCCGCUGGUGACCGGGAGCUCGAAAACAAAGACGGCGUACUACGAGGUGCGCGUCCUCGAGCGUGGUAGUCGCCGCGACGAGGUCUCCCUGUCGCUGGGCUUCGUCGCCCCGCCGUACCCUGGCUUCCGGCUGCCGGGGUGGCAUCGCGGUAGCUUGGGGGUGCACGGGGACGACGGACACCGGUACGUGAAUGACCGGUGGGGCGGGAAGGCGUUUACGUCGCCAUUCCGAGUAGGCGAGACGGUGGGGUUGGGGGUGGAGUUCUGCGCGGCGCAGGGCGGCGGGAUCAGGGUUGAGGUGUUUCUGACGCGGGACGGUGUAGAGAGGGGGCGGUGGAAUCUGCACGAGGAGACGGACCGGGAGCAGGAUCUGCCGGUUACGGGGCUCGAGGGGUAUCACGACUUGUGCGCUGCCGUGGGGGCGUUUGAUAAGGUGGCGUUUGAGGUUGUGUUUGCGCCGGAGCUGUGGAGGUGGAGGGGGUAUGAGGGAUAG